Molecule: messenger RNA, 1557 nt
Organism: Dujonia railenensis
Lineage: Eukaryota; Fungi; Ascomycota; Pichiomycetes; Serinales; Debaryomycetaceae
Source: the annotation of a GenBank genome assembly
AUGUCCACAGUACGAUACGCGUUAGCAUGUAUCUUCCUAGUUUGGUACGUCGUUGUGCUUGUCUUUGCAUACAACGGAUUUUGGGAGAUCAUGUUGAAAUUCAGAUACAGAUUGAAUAGACAGCAGAGAAGAAAGAACACAGACGCCUUAGAAAGUGUAUCUUCUUCAUCUUUUGAUGGGGUAGAAGGUGUGUCUAUUAUCAGACCGCUCAAGGGUGUCGAUCCAGAAAUGAGUUCGUGCUUGGAAUCAUCCUUUGUACAAGACUAUCCAACUGAUAAGUUCGAGAUAUUGUUCUGCGUGGAUGAUCCAGAGGAUUCUUGUAUUCCGAUUGUGAAAAAUCUUAUAGAGAAACAUCCCCUUGUGAAUGCAAGGAUUCUUUUAUCGUCCAAUUAUAAUCGUGAGACUAGAACUUCGGACGAUCACUAUGGACCAAAUCCCAAGGUGAAUAACUUGGCCAAGGGAUUCCUUGAAGCUAAGUUCGACAUCAUCUGGGCAAUGGACUCGAAUGUUUGGGCACCUUCUAGAGUCCUUGCUAGGUCGGUUAAGUCAUUGCAACAAAACAUAGACAAUGGCAGACCUGUAAGGGGUAAGAGACAGGUAAAGUUGGUACACCAUACACCCUUAGCAUUGAGCGUAGUCGACACAGAAUACAGCUUGAGCCCCAUUCUGUCAUCCGGUGAAGAUGAAGGAGUUUCCACGGAUGCAGCUAGGAAAUGCGGUGGAGUACAUAGGAGAAUUUUGAAGAAAUCUGGUGCUAAAUUGGAUGAAAUGUUUCUUUUCACGUCUCACUCUAAGUUCUACGUGACGUUUAACAACCUUUCAAUUGCUCCAUGUGUGAAUGGAAAGUCUAAUAUUUAUAGAAGAUCAGAUCUUGACUAUGCUGUUAGUCAAAUUCCUAAAGUGACUGACUCUCAAUUUUUCUACUCCCCAGAUGUAUUGCAAGAUGCUAAAUAUUUCACCUCUUUGGGUCCUGGACAUGCUAUCAAAUUCUUCUCUAGGUAUAUUGGAGAGGAUAAUAUGAUAGGAAUUUGUCUCUGGGAGAACGCAAUGGGAAGAACAGGUAUGACCGGAGAUGUUGUAGUUCAACCCCUUAGUGGUGAGGAUAAUGGAGUAAAUGACUACAUGGAAAGGAGAGUGAGAUGGUUAAGAGUUCGAAAGUACAUGGUCUUAGCUGCUACUUUGCUCGAACCUACUACAGAAUCAAUACUCUGUGGUUUAUAUGGAAAUUUUGCUAUACUGACAUUGUUUCUUGGAGCAAAAUCCAUUUUCAACUGGAAAUUAUUUAUGUUCCAUAUGACUGUAUGGAUAAUAACAGACUACAUUCAGUUUUAUGUUCUAUUGAAUAGCGCCCUUCAUAGCGAUGUUAAUUUACCAGCUUGGCUCAAGAAGCAGGAGUCGCCUACUGUGCAAAAAUCCGUGGCUAGGUGGUUCACAGCGUGGCUAGGAAGGGAAUUGCUAGCUUUACCAAUUUGGAUACAGGCUAUGAUUGGUCAUGAAAUUGAUUGGAGAGGCAGGCCAUUUAAGAUUAAGCAAGAUUUAACUGCAGAGGAAUUAUGA